Chara braunii is the source of this 5854-nucleotide messenger RNA. The record is from the annotation of a GenBank genome assembly. NCBI's taxonomy places the organism in Eukaryota, Viridiplantae, Streptophyta, Charophyceae, Charales, Characeae.
GCGCGCACGUGUGUUCUUGUGAUGGGUUAUGGGUUAAUUAGGACAAGCACGCCGGCCGUCGAUGGCCCAAAGUUGGGGUGUACGGGGCCACGCACGGCUCUGCAGGCUCUUCCCUGCAUCUCCACAUAGCGACCCCUUUUGGCGGGAAUGUACCGACGGUCUGCCCCAGCAUCGGCGGGUUUGGGUUCAUCAGGCAUAGGUUUUGGCGGGAGGCAAGGGGUUGGCGACGUACUCGCCGAUGCUGGUGAGAAGAGAUCGGCGGCAAAGCGCCCUGGUGGCGUGAGCGGUAUGCGGGGAGAAGAGGCGGAGGAACGCGGGGAAGGGGAGGAGGCGGAAGAAGGGGAGGAGGCGGAAGAUGGUGGGUUUGCAGGGUAUGGGGAGGAGGUGUUGAGGGAGAGGCCGGAGUUCUUGAGGCAUAGAAGACGGCGACUAACGCCGUCGAAGUUGACGUCAACAAGUAGUCCGAUGGGGUUCCGAACCCCGGACCGUCCUGGCGGAGCGGGGGGGGGAGGGGGGGGUUCCUUGUUCUUCCGCGAGCUUGGGGGGCCGCCAUUCGGACGAGGGGCGACAUCGUCGUCGGCGAUGGAGGAUGCGGAUAUGGCGAGAGAGUGGAAAGCGGGGGCUUAUUCUUCCAAGCGAAGAUCGGGAUCGGGAUUGCGUUUCUUGGGGAAGGUGAAUGUUGAUAAUAAACUGUUCGCUUCGGGGAAUGGGGCUAUUAUUGGCGAGGAUGAUGAUGAGGAGAUGGGAGAAGAAGAAGACGACGGAGGGGGAGGAGGAGGAGGAGGAGGAAGAGGAUGGAGAGCCGAAGAAGAGGAAGACGGCGAUGGACGGGAGGGGCUUUUUUUGGGAACGAGUAGCAGGAGGCUAGGCGAGGCGAUUGCAGGCACACCUGCACCAUCUCUUACGACUCCUCUUCCUCCAUCUCUCCGCACUCCUUACGUGUCCACCCCGCCUCCUCCUUCCAAUCCUCCCUCCUCGCGCUUUGGUUAUUCCAAGGGGAGAUCAGGCGCCAGCACCGGUACAGUGACGACGAGUGCUGGUUUAGCGACCGAUGGGGUCGGCCGCCGUUCGACUGCUGAUGGCGUUGGAGGGGGAGGGGGUGGGCCUGGAGGGAUAGGCUUCGGGUCUGGGUCGGGGUCGGGGUCGGGGUGGGUGAACAAUGGCGAGCUGGGGCAUUUCUUUGGUGGAGCGAGAAUUCCUAAGGAGACGGCGGCUGGAGAGAAUGGCUUGGGAGGAUUAGUCGAUGGCGCAUCAAGCAUGGAUGCACACGAUCAGUUCGCCGAGGCAUUCGAGGCGGUUUUGCUGGGGAAGAUGUCUGUGGCCGACGUGCUGCGGCAGUACUCGCACGUGUGCGCGGAGAUGAGUCAGUUGCUUCGGGAUAGCAUCGGCGACUUGCAUCGGUCGACGGAGGCCCAUUUGAUGAGGCAGAAGAGCGAGAUGCUACGCUCUGAGGCGGCCACGUGGAGUCUGCUCUGGCAUCUGCACGGGAAGGAGACCGAGGAUUUCAAUCCGGAAGUGGAUUUGCUGUGUCCGCCGACGUCGGAGCAAGAAGCCUGUCAGUACAUAACGACGGAUCCGACGGCGCAGCUGUGCGUGCGCAUUGUGGAAUGGCUGGAGGCGCUCGCGUCGGAAGAGAUGGACCGAGUGAGAGAGCGAAAUGGGAGCCACGUGGGAGAUUACUCCAGCAGGCACGGGUUAUGGGUGCACACGCAACGGGCGAUCAGGGACAAGACGGCCAUGGCAGGAGCAGGAGGAGGGAGGGGAACGAGAGGAGGAGGAGGAGGAGGGAUGGCGGCGAUGGUGGUGGGAGCGGUAGACCCGGACGCGACUACCCGGCUGAAGGGCAAAUUGCACCCAGAGGAUGAGCGGGAGGAAGAGAGGUUGAUGGAGGACGUGUGGAAGUUGAUAAGGGCGGGAAGGAGAGAGGAGGCGCGGGAAUUGUGUCGGCAGGCAGGGCAGUUCUGGAGAGCGGCUUCUCUUAGUGGUUGCCGCGAUGGUGGGGGGUCCUUACCGACGGUGGAGGUGCUGAGGGCGACCAACGGGGGAAAAGGAGCGAGAGGGCGGGAAAUGCAGGCGAUCGAGAUGGAGCUGGGGAGAGGGAGGCAGCGGCGCUUGUGGAAGUGGUCGUGUUAUUGCGUGUCGGAGGAGGUGGGGAGUAGUCCCGUCGGCGGCGGAAAGAAGUACGAAGCCGCAGUUUAUGCGACAAUGAGCGGGAACGUGGGGAAGAUGCUUCCCGCCUGCGGGGACUGGGAGUCCGCCUGCUGGGCCUUGUUCCGCUCCUGGCUGGAUGUUCAGAUUGACAAGGAGCUGUCGCGACUUCAUGGCGAGAAAAGCGCGGGUAGCGGUGUGGGAGCAGGAGGGGGAGAGAAGUGGGGGGGCCGCGCGGGGGGGGGCGCAAACGGCGGGGAAGAUGGGGGGGGGAUUGCGCGCGGAGUUGUGGUACCGGCGGUAAUGGGCGGAGUAGAUUGCGCAAGAGAAAGGGACACGGCUGUUACUGCCGCGUUCGAUGCGGCGGCGGCUCCCGGAGGAUGGCCACGUCAGAUCCUGGAUCAGCAUCCUGCUGACGUGGCAGGGCUGUUGCAGAGACUGCAGUCCAGCGAUCUGGUAUCAGAGAACGCUCGGCGAAGGUCUCAGAUUGGCGGGAUGCGCGGCGGCGGCGGCGGCGGCGCGGUUGGGAGCGUCGUUUCCCCGCAUAUGCUGCGCUUCGGCGCCCAUCUCGUCCUCGCUUUGCGGGACAUUUAUACUCAACACCACAAACUGGAAAUCCCCGGCGAUCUGAUCCUGACCAGGUACAUUUAUGACCUGCUAGAGCAGCGCAGGGUGGAGUUGAUUGCCCUCUACGCGUCAAGAUUGGCACCCUAUCAACGAGUCGACGUGUACGUUAUUGUGAUGCAUCAUUGCGCCAGGUUGAGUUUGGAUAUCAAGGAGAAAGUCUUUACGAACGCGCUAAGGUACUUCCCUCAUGAAGGUAGCGGCUCUGUGUCGGAGAUCUUGGACGGUGUCUUGGCGGAAUCACGGGAGGACGAUAAAGGUUUGAUGGCCCCAGAGAGCGGGGCGUCGGGAUCGGGUUCGGGCGGUAAACUGCAGCAGCAACGUUUCUCCUCCUCCUCCUCCUCCUCCUCGCGAAGGCAGGAAGCGCAUCGGAAAGCAAUGGCUGUGCAGUGGCUGUGCUUCAAACCGCCUUCCUUUACAGAGGACGAUGGAACAGAAGCGGCGGGAGGAGGCGGUGGCGGCGGCGGAGGCGGCCGCGGCGGCGCGGAAUCGGGGACGGGGGAGGGUGAGCUGAGACUGACGCAGGCGGAACUUUGGGCGCGGGCUUUCCAACAUAGUAAUCUACUGUUUAGGGAGUUCGCUUUGGCGUCUCUGGCGGGGAGAGAGGCGGAGGAUCCGUCCGCCGCUGCCGUCGAGUUGCUGUCCUACCUGGAGGAGGCGCUGACUGCGCCCGUGGAGAGCAUCUUGCUCGCGCCGACGUCGUACAGAUCUGUGAUCGUACGGCAGGCGCUGCAAGAGUGUCUCGACUGGCGCGGGUACUUCAAGUGCCAGGAGCUGUAUAGGGACUGGCUGAAGGUGGAGAGGAGGAACGCGAUGGUGGCGGAAGAGCUGCUAGCGGAGGAGGAUAGAGAGAGGGCUUGGGAUUCCGCCAGGCGGGCGCUGCAUGAAGGCGUUUUCUGGUUGUCGCAGUACGGAGCUGUGUGGUUGAAGUCAGAGGAAGAGGAGGAGAGGGCAGCGAUGACUUAUGCAGCAGAUGUGACGUGGAUGGUGCUGGAGGUGAGGGCUGAGAUCCUCUCCUUGGACGGACACGUGGCAGCGCCCGGGCCGACGGAAUGCAUCACCAUGGCUAAUGCGUUGGCGGCCUGUGCUGGGGAGGAGGCGGUGGAGGGGAGGAGGUUGGAGGUGAUCGUUCGACCACUCGCCCGCGAUCCCGAGAGCGUCGUCAUUCGGCUUGGCUGCUUGCCCGUCGAAGGAGAUGGCCUCCAUGGGGUCAUCUCGCCGAAUGGGGGCCUGCUAGCAGCGGUCAUGGCGGAGACGAUGAAAGGGGAGCUCCCCCAUUUCACCCCUCACGUAAUUCCCCGGCCUUCUAGGAUAGACGCGUGGCUGGUCGUGAAUCUCAAUCCGGGGGAGAGAAGGAUUCCAGCCCAUGGGAUCGUGAGAGGGCUGUGUAGAAUGUGCUGCCUGCCCGAGAUGAUGUUGCGCUGCAUGCAGCUUCGGACGUAUCUGGCGGGAGUCGACGUGCCAGGUGAUGCAGAUGACAGGGCAGGAACACUCCUGGAACUUGCGGUCGAUAGGGAUGCUGCUCUGUACCAGCUCCUCACUCAUCAGCAGCUCAAAGACUUCUUGGAUAUGGAGCGCCAGGCCUCGGUUCUCGACAUAGAAAUGGAGGAGUAUCGCCGCCAACAGUGAUCCUACCUUCUCCUCUUCACGACACACUACCCCCCCCCCCUCCCUGGGACUUCCCUGGGACGUAUCUUACCGUAUUUGUUGCCAAAUUCAUCCCAGAAAGUUCCAAAGUGAGUCUGAGUACGGCCAAAGUCAACUCUGACUGCUGAUACCUCGUCUGCUUCGUCGCUUCUGCGUCUGUUUGUGUGUCCCCGUGUGUGUGUGUGUGUGUGGGGAGAGAGAGAGAGAGAGAGAGAGAGAGAGAGAGAGAGAGAGAGAGAGAGAGAGAGAGAGAGAGAGAGUAGAUAGCGCGAUUUUGUUGGAUUGGAAAUGGAAGCUGCAGCUUUCAUCAUCUAUCCAUCAAUCAGUGACAACGUGUAUUAAUAAAUAGGCACAAUUGUAGGGUGGUCAGUUGUUCUUGGGUUACGUGGUACUUCACCAUCUCCUCACUUUGUUCGUUGCGUCUCUCUCAUCUGCAGCGCCAGGUGAGGGAAACCCAAGUAAGUUUUCCUCCUUGAGUUAUGUUCCUACACCACUCUCUAGGCUCACCGAUCGUAUGCGAGGAAGAUGACGUCUAUGUUUCCUCUCUUGUUGUGCACUUUGUUCCCCUGGUACUUCCCCACAACUCUUUCUUCCCGCCACCCGCCCCCUCUUGUGCUACUUAGGUCGACAAAGCGAUGAUGAUGAUGAUGAUGAUUGCUGAAUGUGAGGAGGAGGGUGCAUGACAUCCAACUCUUGGUUGGCAGGACUUAUAAAACACGUCCCUUUCUUUGAUCCGAAUGAUCACCGUUUGUCCCCGAAUAGAACGCCUAGGCUUCUUUUUGAUUGCUUGCAUUCAAGGUAAACGCUCUCCCGGUCAGAUUCAUGCAGUUUAGAGGUAUUGUUGCCCAUGUGUUCUAUUCGGGGAGAGAGGGUGGUAGCGGUACAUGAUUCUCGAAACAGUGGUGCGUGAUUAGAAAGCUGCUCGUCAGCAACAUCAGCAGCUUUUUUUUUUUUUUUUUUUUUUUUUUUUUUUUUUUUUUCCUUGGUUAAAGGACAACACGUUCGUUUGUCGAAGUUCAGUUGGAAGCAAAUGGAGAGCGGCAGCCUUGAUUCUAGCUUUAGUAUUUUUGCAUUAUGAUUUUCACAUGUGGUUUUGAUCUUUCUUUCUGAAUCCAUGUGUUGAGGAGGAAUCCUUUCGUUUUCGGUGCUUUCGCGAAGACAAGCCGAACAUUACCCCAAUUUGCUCAUGGGGUGAUCUCUGAGAUACAUUAAGGUACUAAUGGCCACAUUUUAUGGUCUCCCAUCGUCGACAGAACACGAAUCUGGUCCACAUUGCAGACUAGCUGACUCUCCUUGUUGCCAUCAGUAACUAUUUAAAAGCCACUCUCUCUCUCUCUCUCUCUCUCUCUCUCUCUCUCUCUCUGUCUCUCUCUGUCUCUCUGGUUUGAAGUGGGGGGCAGGCUUUAGAGGUCGAGAUCGUGGGUGCUAUCAUGUC